AUGUCCUUCCCCCAGAUUCAAUUUUUGCUCUUAAGAUCUUGUAACAUUAGUAAAUUUCCAAACAUCCUAAGAAACCAAGAGAGUAUUCACUAUUUGGAUCUUUCUAGCAAUAUAAUCAAUGGUGAAAUACCCAACUGGAUAUGGAAUGUUGGAAAUGUGAGUUUGUAUUAUUUGAAUCUUUCUCAUAAUGCUUUGGAGGGAUUAGAGUUACCGUUUCCUCAUCUUUCCUUAAGUUCGUUAGAAUUUCUUGACUUGAGCUUUAACAAGCUAGAAGGCUCAAUCCCGAUCCCACCACCGUCCACCACUAUCUAUUCACUUGCAAGCAAUCAUUUUAGUGGAGAAGCUCCCUCACAUAUUUGCAAUUGCACUUCCUUACAAUUCCUCGAUCUGUCUAACAACCGCUUCAAUGGUUCGAUUCCACUUUGCUUGGGUGAAAUCACUGAUGCCCUCGUUGUUUUAAAUCUCAGAGGAAAUGCAUUUCAGGGAACCUUAAUUCAAACAUUCAAAGAGGGUUGCAAUCUAAAAACACUUGAUCUCAAUGGAAAUCAAUUGGAAGGGCAGGUGCCAAAGUCUUUGGCCAAGUGCAAGAUGUUGGAGGUGUUAAACCUUGGAAAUAAUCAAAUACAUGACACCUUCCCUUUUUGGUUGGAAAAUUUGUCUCAGUUGCGUGUUCUCAUCCUGAGAUCUAACAAAUUUCAUGGCAGUGUUGGACACCCGCUGAAAAAUCUUAUUUUUCCAAUGUUACAAAUCUUCGACCUAUCUUUCAAUAGCUUCACGGGAAGCUUGCCAUCAAAUAUGUUCAGGAGCUGGAAUGUAAUGAAGGAGGACAAAUCCCAACUUAUGGUCCUUGGAAAAACGUUAAGCAGUGGGAUGUACUAUCAAGACAGAGUGACUGUAGUGUCGAAAGGGCUACAAAUGGAAGUAGUAAAGAUUCUUACUGCCUUCACCUCAAUAGAUCUUUCAAAUAACGAAUUUCACGGAGGUAUUCUAGAAUCAAUUGGGGAUCUAAAGUCAUUGCUCGUCCUCAAUAUGUCCCACAACCAUUUCACAGGCCGAAUUCCAACAUCAUUUGGGAACAUAAAGGCUCUUGAGUCAUUAGAUAUAUCACAGAACAAUUUAUCAGGUGAGAUCCCGUUGCAGCUAAACAAGUUAACGUUCCUCGCAGUGUUGAACCUUUCGCAUAAUCUCCUUGUAGGAAGCAUACCUAAAGGUCAACAAUUCGAUACAUUCACAAAUGAAUCUUUUCUAGAAAACUUGGAAUUAUGUGGCCCUCCACUAUCGAAGAAAUGCAAUGACAUUGAGGCUUUACUACCACUGGCACAAUCGGAAAGCAAAUAUGAUUGGAAACUCAUGGCAAUUGGGUUUGGAGUUGGAUACAGAGUAGGAAUGGGAAGCUUGCCAUCAAAUAUGUUCAGGAGCUGUAAGGUAAUGAAGGAGGACAAAUCUCAGCUUAUGGUCCUUGGAAAAAGGUUAAACAGUGGGUUGUACUAUCAAGACAAAGUGACUUUAGUCUGGAAAGGGCUACAAAUGGAAGUGGUAAAGAUCCUUACUGCAUUCACCUCAAUAGAUCUUUCAAAUAACAAAUUUCACAGAGGUAUUCCAGAAUCAAUUGGGGAUCUAAAGUCAUUGCUCGUGCUCAAUAUGUCCCACAACCAUUUCACAGGACAAAUUCCAACAUCAUUUGGGAACAUAAAGGCUCUUGAGUCAUUAGAUAUAUCACAGAAUAAUUUGUCAGAUUGGCAGUUAGUCGUCCGUGACUGGAAUCGGUUCUCCAUUGUUUCAAGGAUGGUUUGUGUUCUUGUAGAGGUUAUUGGUAGCAUUUCAAAUUUUCAAAUUGCAAAUGAAGGACAGAUCUUUGCCAGUCAGAUGGCCAGGCCUUUGGUGGUGGAAGGCGACUCUGGUAAUGUGAAGCAUGCCCCAAAAAACUCUGCUCAGGCAAUCUCGACCAUCUGA
Messenger RNA from Magnolia sinica, 1953 nucleotides. Its product is annotated as receptor like protein 27-like. NCBI's taxonomy places the organism in Eukaryota, Viridiplantae, Streptophyta, Magnoliopsida, Magnoliales, Magnoliaceae. The record is from RefSeq and is a predicted model, not a curated record. The coding region runs from base 1 to 1953 and encodes 650 amino acids. The transcript has 4 exons. Gene Ontology annotation, molecular function: protein binding.